AUGCCGAAGGGAGGAGCUUCCUCGCUGACACCAGUCUAUGCCGGACUUCAAGAAGAUCUCGAUGCUUUUCUCAAAGCGUUUCUAGACUUGAAAACUCGGAAGUAACCUUUAUUCUCUGUCUUCAACUGAAACAUCGGAUUUUGCCAGGUUCAGCGACUACAAAAACAUGUUCGCGCAUCGUGGAAUGAUCCAGAUGUAUAAUGGAAGGAGCAAUAGCGCUGAGAUCAUCGAAGUAACGGAAUUCAUCGAAAAAUCUUUGAAAAUCAGCAAAGUUUUCAGUUCAACGAGUACAUACUCGUAUAUUGCCUUCCGUACAUGGAAGAAUUCGUCUGUCCGGGCUCCCCUCGCACUUUGGAGGAGCGUCUCUUCGGCCUCUACUCUCUUUACACGUUUUUCUACGUGCAAGCUCCGAAUCACGUCGUCAAGAUCCGCAUGGAUCCGGACGCAGCGCGCACUUUUCAGAGAUUCACUCAAUUUCUGCUCAACGAGAAACUCUACGACGCCUACAUGUGUUGCCUGAAACUGCUGGAGGACAAGGCCAUCAAACACGUCGCUUUCAUUCCGAUCGUGAGCCAGAAGUUAAUUUUUAGUCGAAAUCGAAAGUUUUCAGUACGAUCCGUCGUGUUUCAAGCGAUAUUACACCGACAAUAAAGUGUCGGGUGUGAGUGUGCGAACGAACGUCAACGAUCCGAUGAGCAAGUUGAAAGUGCUCGUCGAGUCGCCGCUUUUCGCUAAAUUAAGUGUCGUCCAUAAACAAUAUAUGAAGUUGAAGACCGAUCUGAAUGUGCAGGCGGUUCCAGGAAUGGCCGCGAUGAAAGAUCCGCGGGAAUUGGCGCGAGGGAUUGUGGAGCAGAGCAUCAGAAACGCGGAGAUCAAAACCGGCGUGGAGAUGGUAAGGAAUAUCUUCCGACCUAUUAACGUUCUACUCAUUCCAGAUGAUAACUUCCGAUCAUACAAUCGAGCAUCUCGGCAGCCGUGGAAUGCUCCGCUCCGAAAUCAAAGAGCGCGCCUACGCCGCCGACCUCAACUUGACCAGAUUCAGAAGGCAUCGCACGACGACUCGUCAGUCCACCGUAACCAAAUUGUUUAUAUCUGCUCGUUUUUCAGCACUUUCAAUGUCGACGGAAACAUUCGGCUUUUCUGAAAAUAAACCAUUGGAUGCCGCUAAGAUUGAGGAUUCGGACGUGCAAAUUCUGGAAGAGGUGGCUCCGAAACGUCGCGGACGACGUGCUCUUCCGAAGAAGAGAGGUCGCAGGCCGCUGAGUGCAAUUCCGCCGCCGAAAAGAGAAAAAGUGGAGCCGAUUCGAGUGCCGAUCAAAUUGACUAAAAGCCAGGCUGAGGUAUUUGGGUGAAAAAACUGCUUAUGAUAACUGUUUUUGUGUCUAGAGACUGCGAAACUCGUCAACAAAGACCGUUGAGGACAUCUUUUGCAGUGAAGAUUUCGAAGACGACAAGGAGCCGAUGGAGAAAGAGCCGAAGAAGGAAGUGAAGAGAAAGGAGAAAGUGUCGAAGGUGAAGCGGCCGGCUAAGCCAGUGAAAAUCAAAAAGGAAAAGAAGGGGCCGGUGGAACCGAGAGGAUCGAGAAGCUCUCUGAGACUCCGGAAGAUGGACCCGGACCCGUUUGUUGAUGAACUGCCUGCCAGGAAUACGUCGUCGAAGAAAUCGGUCAAGAAAGAGAAGCAGGUGCAAGUAAAGGUUGAAGUGAAAGACAAAAAAAAUCUGGAGAUCCUUGAAGAGCCCCAGAGGUCUCAGGAUCUCGAUUGGACCUUCGAAGUGGCGGAGUUGCCACAAAAGAAGGACGAAGUGCCGCAUCUGAUAUCCAAGGAAACUCUGGAGACUGAAGUCGUCGUCAUUCAAAACUGUCCGAAAUCGAUUCUGAAGACUAGAAAGAGCGAUGUGAGCAGACAUGUUGGAUUCCAUGAAGAUGUGAGAAUUCUUGCUAGAAUCUUCUGAAAAUUAUUAAUAUUUUUCAGAUGAAUGGACGAGUAAACACGAGCAUUCUCGAGAUAUCUCCUCGCAUCGACUUCGGAAACAGCAGCGGCGAGGAAUGCGAACAGCUCCAGGUGGAUAUAAGAAAAGACGAAGAAGACGAUGAGGAGGAGGUCGUUCUGCCGAUUCCACAGCCGAUCCUCCAAGAGAAUCCGCAGAAGGAGACUGCUGAUGAAGGUGAGAAAAUCGGAAGAGAACUUCAUCAAAUUUCCAUUUUUCAGAGCGAAUAGACGAGAACGACAUCUUCUUUCCGAUAGAGAAUGAAGAGCUUCUCGCUGUCGAUUCGGACGAUGCUUUCGAAAUCAGUUUCGACGAGGAUUAG
Messenger RNA from Caenorhabditis sp. 36 PRJEB53466, 2311 nucleotides. NCBI's taxonomy places the organism in Eukaryota, Metazoa, Nematoda, Chromadorea, Rhabditida, Rhabditidae. The record is from the annotation of a GenBank genome assembly.